Messenger RNA from Angiostrongylus costaricensis, 1305 nucleotides. NCBI's taxonomy places the organism in Eukaryota, Metazoa, Nematoda, Chromadorea, Rhabditida, Metastrongylidae. The record is from the annotation of a GenBank genome assembly.
AUGACCGCCACACUGCUCAUCGUUGUCACUCCGCUAUUCUCCUUCGCAAUUGCGUCCAACGUCCCCUCGGUCGACUUUACAAAUGCGACAAGUCGUCUACGAUUCGCCGCCGACGACUCGCUUGUUCUUCUGCACAACUACGGUCUGCACGUGUUGCUCGGUGGCAGGUGGAACGUCAUUUUUAAUGUGAGUAUCACUCCACUUGCUGUUGUGUUCAAAUACGAGUGGCCGACGUCUGACGAGGACCUUCUUGAGUGCACGAAGAAGACGACGUCACUGGUGAGCGAACUCAGCUACGUAUUCUGCAAGUUGCGGAGGACUAACAAAUACGAAGAACAGAAGGAUGAGUUCGUGGAAAUUGGUAAAGAUGAAAAUGCUCACUCGUCACUGCCUUUAGAUGGGAAUUUCUGUGACAACUACAUCCGCACUUUCUACCUCACUCAUAGCGGUUUCGUGGUAUGUGGCACUCACGGCCUUAACCCUACGUGUGCGAAUUUUGUCGAACGCGAAAGAAGUCCUCAGAAGACGUUCGCGGGCGACGGGCUCGCUCCACACGCGCCAGACGUCGUCGCCCCAUUCUUGUUCUCUGGGCGACAUCUCUACACUGCUAACGCACCUGACUACUCAUCAACGGACCUUCUUCUGAUGAGGAAGGAUCCACUAAAGGUCGGCACAUCGGACAUGCUGCGAACAAGCCGAGGCGAAACGCAGACCGAUGGCACGCAAUUUGUCAAGCUCAUCGAGAACAAACAUGAGGUGCUUGCAUUCUUUUCCGAGCCGUCCUCAGAGAGUGAGGACUGCGGUCUUAGACGGGUAGCUCGGAUUGGUCGCGUCUGUCGUGACGACACUGGUGGAUCCGGAAAGCAUCACCAUGAAUGGACUUCAUUUGUGAAGAGUCCACUCGAUUGUGCCAUCGAGGGCAAGGAUCAGGAUACUCUGCAUUUCAACCAGUUCGCCUCCGUAGCCGCGGGCAUGCAGCUCAUCUACGGAGCUUUUCGUUCGCAGUUGGCCGGCCUGGGUGGUUCGGCCAUCUGCGCCUACUUUCGGGCUACCGUCUCCCAGCGAAUGGCAAGCGCGUUCAGAAACAGGAAAACGGCUUGUCCGAAGGCCAACGACACCUACGAGCACACCUACAUUCGGAACAAUCCUCUCAUUCCCACUAAGCUCUCCACGUCGCCGCUCUUUGUGCACUAUGGGAAAGAUCGAUUUUCCGAGAUUCUCGUCCAGGAAGACGUUGUUGGCAGGAUCACCUAUUGUUUCACUAUCGGCUCAUGUCAAACGGCUUCAGAACCGGCAGUCAGCUAA